Molecule: messenger RNA, 1837 nt
Organism: Sus scrofa (pig)
Lineage: Eukaryota; Metazoa; Chordata; Mammalia; Artiodactyla; Suidae
Source: RefSeq, a predicted model, not a curated record
CCCAGCCCUCCGCCCGCGCCGGCGCCCCUGUGGCUCCGGCAAGCGCCCCCCCGCUCCCCGGGGAACGCCGGCGGGGCGGGGGCCGAGGGUCCCGGCAGCGCUGCGCGCGGGGUCUCACGCCCCGCCCUCGUCUCGAAGCCCGCCUCGCAGACCUCCGACCGCACGCCAAACGUGAAGCGCUAUGCAAAUGAGGGGUGACCCACUUGCUGUCUGGUGGCGACCUGGGGCCGCGCCAGCCCAGGCCUCUAGCCCCAGAUCGAGGUAGCUCGGGGAACGCAGCCGAUCACACCGGGGUGCGCUGUCCAAGGAGCCCACCGUGGGCGGGAAGAGGGCUGCGCCCAAAGCUCCCACAGCUCACAUGGGACAGGGCCCAGCCUGGGGUAUCCUGGGGCGGGGGUGGGGGCAAUCUUGGGAGGGGAGUUUGCAGGAGAAGCCCUGAGAGGGGCCCAGGUGAAGGAGAACUAGCCGAGAGGGUACCCUGGGUGCUGGAAGGGUGGGUCCCUCUGCAGGGUAAGGGGGGAGGUUUUCAGACUUAACGGGAAGGCAGGGCACCAGGAGUGCAGGAGUUGUCACCUGAUACCUGGGGCUGGACCCCAGGCAAGGCUGGCUGCCCAUUCCUGGCCCCUGCCCAGUCAGGGCGGGCUCAGCCUGCCCCCUGCCCUGGUCCUUUCUCCCUGGGCAGGGAGAGAGAAGGGCCAGCUUCAUGGGCAUGUGACAUGUGCAGUCACACAGGACCCCUCAUUGGUUUGACCCUCUACUGCCACUGUCUUGCAAUGGUCCAUAAUUUUUUGUACCAGCCCCUCCCAGACACAUCCACACACACAGCAGACAUGGACUCAAGCUGGGACGCAAGCCAGGUGAUAGACCAGGAGCAGCCUAGAUGUGCACACGUCCCCAGCAGUCCCCAGCAGUCCCCAGUGUCGCAGGUGGGCUCCUGGGGUGUGAGGAGAAGCCAUCAGCAUGGGCCCCGGGGGCCCCUCCCUGUCUGCCCUGGGCCUGCAGCCCAGAGGCCCGACCUCAUCCUCUCAGCUCACACGGGGAGCCAGGCUGGGGCAGGGCGGCUACCGCAGGCACCGAGGCCGCCUGUGCCCUGGGCUGGGUCUAACCCUGUCACUUCACCAAGACCGCCUGCUGGGAGUAUCCACCCCGUCGGAUGGCCCAGAAACUGAAGUCCAAGAGGAAGGACUUGGGCAAGGUCCGACGUUCCCAGAUCACAGGCAACCGACCCAACACAGCCUGGCCUGCGACGCGUGCAGCUAGCCCCUUCCCGCACCCUCUCUCAGCCCUUUGCCCAGGAAGAAGGGAGGAGGGACAGGGGCGAGACGGAUCGAAGCAGCGCCAGGGGUUGGAGCCGCCAGUCUGGUCGCUUCCACCGCACCCUCCCGCCGUCAAGGAUACGGGCAACUACCGGGCCGGGAUCAUUAGUGGGCGAUCGGGCCGGGCGGCGACCCCGGGGGGCCCACAGACUCAGCGCAGAGACCCCUGGGGGUCCGCGGGCAGGGGCGACUUCCUUUCCUGUCGCCCAGCACGCACUGGCCGCAGGUCAGCCGCUCUCCGCGCCUGCGGGGGUCGCCGCGCCCCCCCGCCCGAAGCGCAACUUGUUGCUGCGAAUCCGCUCGGGCUCCACACUCGGGGCCCGAAACUCGCGCCAGCUCGUGGGCCCGGGUUCGGAGCUGGUCCCGGCUCUGACGCGCGGGCAGCGGGACCCCAGCUGCGUCCCCGCCGAGGGCGCUGUACCUGUGCGCGCCUUCAGCCCGCCGCGCAGCUGUCAGUCAUCCGCACACGAGAAAAGCGAACGCCGCCGCCGGGCCCUUCCGGCCCUGCCCGGGCGCCGUAG